Cheilinus undulatus (humphead wrasse) is the source of this 4046-nucleotide messenger RNA. RefSeq names its product repulsive guidance molecule BMP co-receptor a (gene rgma). Gene Ontology annotation, biological process: BMP signaling pathway. Lineage: Eukaryota; Metazoa; Chordata; Actinopteri; Labriformes; Labridae. Gene Ontology annotation, cellular component: plasma membrane. Gene Ontology annotation, molecular function: coreceptor activity. The transcript has 4 exons. The coding region runs from base 471 to 1802 and encodes 443 amino acids. The record is from RefSeq and is a predicted model, not a curated record.
UCGAGCCGUACGCAGCAGCAGCAGCAGCAGCAGAUUCGCCCUCGGGGCUUUUUUCCUCCCCGACCGUCGACCAUAACUAACAAUUUGGAUUCAGCGCGGGGAUGAGAGCAAUUACUGGACAUAAUCUAUCAUAAUGUCUCCUCUCCGAUCGACUGAUAGGCAAAUGAGUGGAGAAAUGGCUGCAGAGAUCUGAGUCCUCCCCGGGUGCGAGAAGUAUUGGCUGUUUUAAAUCCAAACUCAAAAGAAGAAGAAAAGAGGCACUUUGAUUUCACGGAGGAGCAGAUUGGCGGACACAAUGCACAGAUCGGUGGAUUUUACGCACAGAGAGCCGCUGAGUGCGUUUGAUUUGGGAUUACUGUGACAUACAGGGGCUCUUUCUUUUUUUUUACGGGGGGAGAUUUUUUUAUUAGGAGUCUUCUUCCUCUCGCUCCUGAUCGCUAUCCUCCGGAUCCUGCAGGACUCCUGAGCCCAUGCAGUCGCCAAGGGAGAGGAGUGAAGUGCGACCCCGAGCUGGAUGGAUGGUUAUGGGGGAAAGAGGAAGACCGUCGGCGCUUGACGUAUGCAGAGUCCUGGCCGUGUUUCUCUCACUCUUCCCCUGCGUGAGUCUGCAGUGCAAGAUCCUCAAGUGUAACUCUGAAUUUUGGGCCUCCACCUCUAACUCCGGACCAGAGGAGGAGUUUUGCACAGCGCUGCGAGCAUACAACAGCUGCGUACGCCGAACUGCUCGAACCUGUAGGGGCGACCUAGCAUACCAUUCUGCCCAGCAUGGCAUAGAAGAUCUCAUGACCCAACACAACUGCUCCAAGGAGGGGCCAACAUCACAACCUCGUGCCCGCACCCCGCUCCCACCUCCACCACCGCCGCUCCUACCUGACAGCCAGGAACGCUCUGAUGGCCCAGAAGUGUGCCACUACGAGCGCAGCCUGACACGCAACACAGCCACGCCUAACUACACUCACUGCGGCUUCUUUGGAGACCCUCACCUCCGAACCUUUGGAGAUGAUUUCCAGACAUGUAAGGUGGAAGGAGCUUGGCCGCUCAUCCACAACAAAUACCUGUCUGUACAGGUGACCAACACUCCUGUGGUGCCAGGCUCUAUGGCGACUGCCACAAGCAAGCUGACAAUCAUCUUCAAGAACUUCCAAGAAUGUGUGGACCAAAAGAUGUACCACGCAGAGACAGAUGAACUUCCUGCUGCUUUUGCAGAUGGCUCCAAGAACGGAGGGGACAGGCACGGAGCAAACACCUUGCGCGUGGUGGAGAAGGUACCGGGGCAGCAUGUGGAAAUCCAAGCUAGGUACAUCGGGACGACCAUCGUGGUUCGGCAGGUUGGCCGCUACCUGACAUUUGCCGUGCGGAUGCCAGAGGAGGUUGUGAACUCUGUAGAGGAAGGCGAUAACCAGGACUUGUACUUGUGUCUACACGGCUGCCCUGCAAACCAACGCAUUGAUUUCAGGAGCAUCAGGCCUCAAGGGGCAGAGUCUCAAGGCACAAGCAGGAGCAGGAGCAGCUUCACCUAUCAGUCUGCCAAGGCCAAGUGCAAAGAGCGACUCCCUGUGGAGGACCUGUAUUUUCAGUCCUGUGUCUUUGACCUCCUCUCGUCUGGAGACAUUAACUUCACCAUGGCAGCCUACUAUGCCUUUGAGGAUGUAAAAAUGCUCCACUCUAACAGCAACAGAUACCACAUCUUUGAAAAGGAUGCUUUUAUGAACAGCGCAGCACAAAAGAGCAAAGAUUCACUCUUCUUCCUCAACAUCCUUGCUGUGUUGUUGUGGAUUGAGUGCUGCACAGUUCAUCUAUAGUCCCUUUACAACAGUAUCCUCAUUUAUCUGUCAGUGAGUGUUAGAGUACCAUCGCUGUGUUGUUCAUCGGCCACUCUCCUCUGCUCUGGUGCUGUGACGUGACCGGUGGCUACCGUGCAGGCUCAUCCCAGCUCUGAGUCUCAUGUUUUAGUGUUAUUGUCGUGUUUGGACUUUAGUCAAAUGACAAGGCAAAUUCACCAUGGUCCCAUCAAUCAUCACGUGUAUUUAGCAGGUUCAUAGGGCUGGUCUUUGAUGGAAGCAGCGGUGAGAGAGCCCAGCGACUCUGGAGCUCAGGACAUCCACCUGGGAUUAAAUCCCACAUUUUCACUGGUCACAGGCUGCGUGCCUAUGAGAAGCCAGACAAGAUGAUCUUUUGCAGAAAGAGGGGUUUGCUGAUCCUCCCACCGCCUGAUCCCCUCAUUGGUUCAGAGCCAGUGAGGCUCUCUAUGGCAAAGCGAGAGGACCUGACAAGGCCUUUUGUUAACCUAAGGCCAGAAGCAGCUCUAUGUUUGAUUAGUUUCCAGCUUUGGAAAAGCCUGAGCCUUUUUUGGAGGAAGCUCUCGGCCAAAAGGAUGUCAAAGCAGCGUCUCCAGUCGUCUGCUGUGGAGAUUAAUGGGUCAUAUUGUUAGGCUAUGUGUGUGAGUGUGUGCGGGUGCAUUAGUACAAUAUGAGUACAAUAUGUGUGCAGAAUUUAGCGUCUGUUGUUAAUUUUGUGUGUUUGUGCGGGUGUAGUGGUUCCCAGAAAUGAGAUAACAAACGUUCAGUUGGAAAAAAUCUUUCCAGGUCUUCUUGUUGCACCGAAAAUUUCACAAAUUAAGAAAAAGUGCUUUGUUAAAAGUUGACUCUCAUCAGCCAUGGAGUGAAUCCUAAAAGGGAUUAUAAUUAAUCUCUUCUUAUCUGUAUGCCAUUUUCAGUGUCAUAGUCUUUUGCUCCAUUGUUUGAAAGACGUUGAUCAGACAGGGUUUUGUAUUUUCAGUCUUCAAUGUGAAUGUAGCGAACAAGAAAGCAAAAGAACAACGUUAGCUACGGCACACCAGUGUUUACAGAUUUUACGAUCAGACCAAUCAAACUAUGACACCUCCUCUGAUGGUGUUCUGUGAAUUUAACCCUCUACUUCUCAGUUGUUGCAGUCAGUGCUUUUAGUACAAGCUGUAAAGACAUCAGUUUAGCAUUUUAUAGACUGCCUGUGUGCUGAUCUGACCAUGGCUUAGUGCGUAAAUGAUAAGCGUAUGUCGUAAACGUGAUUUCAUGGCUUAAGUCAUUGCCAAAGAACAAGCCCUCGUGCCAACUUUUCCCCCAAAACUGAAUCAUCAUCAUUCAAUCUUAAGGUACUCUCAUUAAGGGGGGUUUGCAACUGUAUUUAGCUUGUGCAUUUGUGGGGAAUUAGUGCUAAGUAGACAAAUACAGCAACACAAUCUAAAAGAAGCUUUUCUGUCUUUUUUCUGCAGUCUCACCUUUGUUUUUCUUCUGUUUCAUGAAUACACUCUUAACCACCAGAGGUUUCCAUUUGAGCAGUAUCUGGUAAUGUGUAUGUCACUCUUGAAGAUCCUGUUUCUACUUGGGCACAGUUUUUCUUCACUCAUCCUUUACACUGAAGUAUUUGGCAGGCCUUACUACUGCUAUUAGGAAUAGGCAGUUUGACAACUUUAAAAAAUCCUACAAACAGAUGAUUGUAAUGUUGAAUCUUGUGUUAAUAGAUGUAAUUUGUAUUGUGAGUUUUACAGUCAAUGGUUCUACAUGUGUAAUGUGAGAUUGUACAUAUGUUCUGUGAGUUUAAACUUGUAUAUAACCAGUUGUGUUAAAUUUAACACUCCAGUUUUUGUACAUCAGAUGUUUGGUGAAUGUGAACCUUUUUUAUUUUAAAAGGGAUUUUUUUUUUUUUCAAAAACAUGAACAGCACAGAAAAAGCUCUUCUUCACUAAAUAGAGUAUACUGAUGUAGUUGUAGUGAAUAUAGUUAUUUCUGCUCUGUCACGGAUGGGUCACACUAAACACUUUAUAAAUGCAGCAGGCUAACCUAUAAAGGGAAUGUAGGAACGUGUUCUGUGUUGUUCAUGUUUUUGAGUUUAAAGCACUUUAUGUUUACAUUUUUAUUUAGCUCUUAUUUUAAGUUUUUGUCAGACUGGUGAAAAAGAUUUUAAAAAUUAGCUGAACAGGAAAUGCCAGACAGAUCAAAGUGUGUUUUUAUGUAAAGAAAAUGUUGUGCCACACGCCAGCUGUUUAUAAUGUAAUAUUAUUUAUUGAA